Messenger RNA from Acipenser ruthenus (sterlet), 2467 nucleotides. Its product is annotated as ciliary-associated calcium-binding coiled-coil protein 1. Bases 663 to 1415 code for a protein of 250 amino acids. NCBI's taxonomy places the organism in Eukaryota, Metazoa, Chordata, Actinopteri, Acipenseriformes, Acipenseridae. The transcript is spliced from 11 exons. The record is from RefSeq and is a predicted model, not a curated record.
AUAACAUGCCUCCUAUGGGGAAUGGAUUCUUUCAAUGCAGCGGUUUGGGCAUUUGAGAAAAGAGAGGAAGAUUAAUGAAAUUAAUUCGAGACUUGAUGAGACGCAGUUACCCUCCGCAGGAGUUUUGUGUGAUGAUGAUGUAGAUGGUGAAGACCCUGCCUGUGCCUCAGGAGAUGCUGCUGCUGAAGGAGGUGUUUUUUGUUGCAGCAGCAUCGUCUCAAACACAGCAGCUGGUGUGAUCGCAGGAUCCCCACCAAGUACAAAUACAGCUAUGCAAAAAGGAGCACAGCAUUAGCAAUAUGUAAGCUUAAAGCACAUGUAACUACCUAAGCAAGACAUUUGCAGUCUCUCGUAUCUUGGCGUCUGGGCAGAGAGCCAAAGUUACCAGAUGUCUAAUCAAGAUGUGUGGAGGAGUGGAGACACAGUGUGAAAACAGAACACCACAAACAAAGGACUAGUUUGAAACAGUUUCUAACAGAUUAAUUUUUGGUGCCGAAUACCCAGGAUUCCUGAGAAACUUCCUGAAACAAUCACUGGUUGUAAAGAUUGAUUUUCAUCAUUUUUAUGACCGGUUCCAUUAUCAUUGUCUUGAUCAGGAUAAUGAAGCCAGUGAAAAGGAGCACACGUUUGCCUGGAAGUUUCUAUCGCAUUCACAAGUUAGCAUGUUGUCAGAACUGAGCGUGGAACAAGUGCAAAAGAAAAUGGAAGACAUCCUCCAGUUUAAAAACCGUCAGACGUGCUUAAAGGAGGCAGCUUUAUUGGAUUACUAUGUCUCUGGGUUUUGGUGGGCCAAAGAAACGAACUUUACAAGCCAGCAGAUAUCAGGUUUCAUGACCCUCUUACGCAUGCUGUUGGAGAAUGCCAAAAAACACAUGUCACUUGUGGACAACUGGAAAGAACUUGCAAAGACAAUGGCUGGAAUUAGGCAGUCCAGUCCAGCAGGAAAAGGUGGAAUUGAAUUCUUCAGUGUGGACCAGGCCAUCUCCAUCAUUGACUAUUUCAAGUCCAGUUUAUUUCAGCAUUAUAAACUAUACGAAUUUCUCUUCAGUCAACCAAGAGAUGAGCUUGUUCUGGGCCUGGAAGAAAACAUUGAGGUUAUUAAGCCAACAGAGUUCCCAUUCCCAGCUCCGCUUGAGGAAGGCCUGUCCUCUGACAUCUACUCUCAGUUUAUAGCACCGGCCCCAGCAGAACAAAGUGAAGACGAGAUGGGUAAGCAGGAUUAUGAUGAGAGAACUUCUGUAACUGAAGCAGAAGUCAAAGAUCCUUUGGAAGGCUACACCAUGGAAGAUGUAAAGUCAGUGUUGGGGCUUGUCACACGAGACGUCAUUGGAAACCUGCAGACGGAGAUCAGUGAGAAGCUCCGAGUGCAGGAGGAGACCUACAUUGUGAGAAUGGACAGACUUAAGAAUUCCUAAACCAAUUAACUGCAAGGAAAUUGAAGGGAGGCGUAAUGCCAUUUGUUAAACAAUUCACAGUCAAGCUGUGAAAAUGUGAUUAAACACCACUGAUGUUAGCCUUCAUCCAGAACUUCAAAUACUGAAUCAUAUUUUCUGAGUUCACUCGAAACAACAAACCUUUUGGUUAAUGCUUUUUCCCUCAUUUUUUAUACUGUAUAAAAUAAAAUCUGUUCAUAUUUGUUGGAAACCAUAUGUCUUUUUAUUACUGGGAUUCUUCUUUACAAAUAUUUAACUCGCAGCAAUUUAAAGAGUAUGCUGCUACAAAUUGCAUUUGAAAAGUAUAUUUUACUGUCCCCUUGAAUUUAAGUUGUUUACCAUUAUUCUUAGUGGUUUUUAUUUGAGAAGUCAUAUAUAUAUAUAUAUAUAUAUAUAUAUAUAUAUAUAUAUAUAUAUAUAUAUAUAUAUAUAUAUAUAUAUACAUACAUUUUUUUAUGUAACCAGGGCUAGAUCGGCCAAGUCCUUUAUAGACAUAAAAGCAGCACUAUCUGAAUCACAGCUCUGUAUUUCCAGCAAAACAAACUAAAAAAAAAAACCUGUUCACUAGAUGGCUCAGGCUCUUACCUCUAAUAAGACAUUGGACUGAUCUAGCCUGGGUUACAUAUGUCUACGGCAAUCAACUGGAACAGAAGAUCUGCCACAGAACAGUUAUCUUAACUAAUGUACUUGCAUUCUUAUUUUCUGUUACUGUUCUUUUAUACUUUUUUUUGCUUUUUUUGUAUUUUUUAUUUUUUUACUUUGAAAAACAUUAUUAUUGGAUAUAAAAACAAGUUGUAUAGUGAAAUUGACAGUACCUGAAUAAUUAAAAAAAACUAAACUACACCAUUUUUAAAGGUGACCAGAGCUAAAUAAUGCUGAGCUGUGUGGGCUCAGUGAAGUUGUCUUUUGUGUUCAUGUUUUUAGUACAGUCUAACCUUUUGAACUGGAGCCAUCUAGUGUUCUCAGUGAAAACCUUUUUAGUGUGGUCACAGGAGUUUGGGCUCAGUCAUAAUUAAAGCUAUCUGGAAUUCUGA